UCCGCCAGGCUGCCCCUGGCAACCGGGCCAGAACCUGUGCUGAGUUCUCUGCACGGGGCCCCAGGGCCAGGAUCCUGGAGCUGGGAGCAGGAGGCCCGAGACAUGAACAAAAUCUUCCCCCAGGGAGACAGCGAUGACAAUGCUGCUGGAACCAAAGCCCUCCCCGGAGGGGAAGGCUGCGGCCCCCUAUGCUGCUCACGCCAGGGUGCCUGCCUCUCAGCCUUCUUGCUGCUCCUGCUGGUCACUCUCGCUGCCCUGAUCGCCCUGGUCUCCAUCCUGGGAUUCCCACCACAUACACCAGAGGCCCAGACCUGUGUAACGCUGACGAACAGGACGGGCUUCUUGUGCCAUGACCGGAGGAGCUGCAUCCCCUCCAGCAGUGUCUGUGAUGGCGUCCGCACCUGUGCCCACGGCGAGGAUGAGGACGAGGCCAUGUGCCGGGAUAUGCCCCAGAGCCUCCCCAGCUUCCUUGUGGCCCGCUGUGGAGACCCAUCUUUCUGGAUCUACUCAGACCAAAAGUGUGAUGGGACCAACAACUGUGGGGACUGCUCAGAUGAACUGAGCCCAGUGACGACAUGCCCACCCUGUGGCCCGGGCUGGUGGCGCUGCCCCUCGACUGUCUUCGGGUACUGCGGCUGCAUCCCCAGGAGCCUCUGCCGCGACCACAUGCAGCACUGCUCCGACUGGUCUGAUGAGUACUCCUGUCCUGGACCCUGAGGGUGCCCCCAGGCCGGAGGGUAGGCUGGUUGGAAAGGCACUGAUAGGCCUUCACAGGAGCAUCGAAUGCAAGAACAUAAGAACGGGAAGGAGGCUUCAAGGUCAUCUAGGGGAUCCGCGCACCAUUGUCUCUGAAUUAGAGUUGCCUCUCCUUGCUUUCAAAUUGUUUAGCCUCUCCUUGAAUGCCUCCAGGGACAGGGGCACACUACCAGGUCAGACCACUCCUGACCAAGAUGAAGGGGAUCCACUUUCCUGAUUUUAGGCAUGUCUCUGGGGCCACACAGAACAAAUCUGUU
This is a messenger RNA of Lontra canadensis (Northern American river otter), 1013 nucleotides long. It is a transcript of the gene LDLRAD1, whose product is annotated as low density lipoprotein receptor class A domain containing 1. Gene Ontology annotation, molecular function: protein binding. The coding region runs from base 103 to 717 and encodes 204 amino acids. Gene Ontology annotation, cellular component: plasma membrane. The record is from RefSeq and is a predicted model, not a curated record. The transcript has 6 exons. NCBI's taxonomy places the organism in Eukaryota, Metazoa, Chordata, Mammalia, Carnivora, Mustelidae.